CAAAGAUAGAGAGGUAACAGAAAUAGACCUUUCUUGCGUUGACAAGAGGGCAUCUUCAAAAAUAUUUUAUGUCCAUUUGUGGGCUUUAUAUAUGAACUAGGACAGAGCUAGUUAUAAUCGUUCCAUGCCGAGAUUGACCCCUUGAAGACGCAAGUGAGAGAACAUCUUGUGAGACUCUCUCUGUUCUGGUUCGUUGAUUUGCCCUCUUCCAUCACCCUCUUCAUCCCUUCCCCAAUUCUUGAGAUAUACUCCAGUUAUGUCUAGUAUUUUAUCUUGAAUCAUCUUUCUGUUUCACUUUGUUGUCAAAACAAUUUCUUGCUGUUUGUUUUCCUUUAAUUUGCACGACCACAACUUCUCUUUGUUCAGUAGAUAUGAGUAACUCAAUGAUGCCAAGGAUGAAGGUCAUGGUUUAUUUGGUUUAUGAUAGAGGUUAACCUGAAUCCACUAUACAUCUGAUUAACAUAUGAUCAAAGCAUUCUCUCUCAUUUUGUUCUCAAUUAAGUAGAAACUCCAUACCCGUAUCACCAAUUCUUUUACCUUGUUUUCAAUUACAAGGAUUGAGGAGGUGGUAUGUGUUGCUAAGUCCAACAAUAUAUAUCAACACUUUUCUUUAGCUAUAUUUAAUUAGUUCUUGCUGUACAAAUUUAGUGUAUUUCGUGUCAUCAUAAACAUAUAUUUUUGAAUGGAUGUGAGGAAGGGGAAAGGAAAGUUCAAAGGUAAUCUGAUCAUCAAGACAUGGGAGAGAUGCAUAUCGUUUGGCAGGGGAAGCAAGAGAACGUCAAGACUGGAACGUUCUUUGACACCAGAGAGCAAAUCAUGCCCGCAUAUUAAAGUUUCACUAGAAGACGACCAUGAUCAAAAGCAUUCCAGGAAAUCACGUGUAGCUCCUGAAGGUUGCUUCUCAGUCUACGUUGGACCCCAGAAACAAAGGUUUGUGAUCAAGACAGAGUAUGCAAACCACCCACUAUUCAAGAUUCUGCUUGAAGAAGCAGAGUCUGAGUAUGGUUACAACCCUGAAGGCCCUCUAACACUACCCUGCAACGUUGAUAUCUUCUACAAAGUGUUGAUGGCUAUGGAGGACACUGGUAUUGAUAACAAGAUUCAUCGCGGAUGUCGCUUUGCCAAGAAUUAUGGAUCUUAUCACCUUCUUAGCCCAUCGAGGAUGAUUAUUUUGAAUCAGUAUUAAAUUAAGUCUGUAGAAUUGUGUUGUUAUUUCGAUAAUUAGAGCUUGUCAGGUGUGUGUGUGGUAAGGUGAGCUGUGGGUUUAAGCCUUUAAGGCUGUGUAAGUUGUGUCUUAUCCUAUGUUUAAUCAUGUACUACUUACUGUACAGGAUAAGCAGAGGACUGGAAAAGUAUAUCCAGGCUAUCUAUGUAGGAUUUACUUCUGUUACGUGAGUUUCUGUUUAAUUAAGCUGUCUAA
This is a messenger RNA of Populus euphratica (Euphrates poplar), 1420 nucleotides long. RefSeq lists its product as uncharacterized. NCBI's taxonomy places the organism in Eukaryota, Viridiplantae, Streptophyta, Magnoliopsida, Malpighiales, Salicaceae. The record is from RefSeq and is a predicted model, not a curated record. The transcript has a single exon. Bases 683 to 1186 code for a protein of 167 amino acids. Gene Ontology annotation, biological process: response to auxin.